AUUCACGAUCCCUACGGAGGCGGGCGACCGACCGUUUUACGGUGGUUGCUUAAUGCUCAGUGUCGAACGGACCGCGUGUCGUGGCGUUCGUGUCUGCUUAAUUUGCGGUUUCCCGUUACUAGCUACUACGUAUGUAUCGUAGUGAUAAUUGCAACGUUAUUAUAUAAUUAAUUUACUCUCCGUCGUCGUUGCCGCCCCCAACCCGACGACACGCGUUUUUGGUCAGAGCUAUGCUGGAUAUGAUGAACAAAAUGGCCGAACUUAAGUUCGAAGCGCCGCUGGCGCAGUUCGAGGAGUCGGACGAGUGGACGAAAAUGAUGGACGACGAAUCGCCGCAGCAAUCGACCAAUAAAACCCUCAACCACGUACUCCACCAGGGCGGCGGUAGUCAGCCGACGUCCGGCGGUGUACCUAAGGACAUCGAGCAACUAGACAACAUGUUCACCGGCAGAGGAGCUCAGCUGGAUGUAAACAAAACGUCGUCGUCGUCGUCUUCAUCGUCAUCGUCGUCAUCGCUGACAUCCUCGUCGUCUUCGUCGUCGUGCACGCAGUGCGGAGCGAACAACAAUUUGGAAGUGACGAACGACGGCGACAAUUUCGGCGAGACGUUCAGCGGAUCCCUGGAAGACCUGGUGCACACGUUUGACGACAAAAUCACCAGAUGUUUUUGCGAUUACGAGGAGUCCGUGGAAAAGUUAGCUCCGGUUCAGAUCAGGACCCAGGAAGAGAUAAUGAACGAAUGCCAGUGAGUAUUAUUUAUAUCCGAUUAUAAUUAUAGUACAUCCGACCGUAAAUAAUAUUAUUAUAAUGCGUGGUUGUAAUGGCGGUCUAUUUUUCUAUAUAUAUAUAUAUACAUGAAGUGGCGUACGAUAGGGGUUACAUGCCCCCUACCUCGCUUAAAACCACAACGAAUAAGCGAUUAUUUAGUAACUUUAUCUUGAAAUUAUAUUAAUAUACUUCAGCCGAGUUACAUAGAAAAAAAGGUUUGAUUUUUGGUGUUCAAUAAAAGUUGACCUUUUUUGCUGCGUCCCGGCCUUUAGAUUCUCACUGUCGACUUGGGUGUUUCGGUGUAACAUACCGAAGAUUCCACGGUCUAUUCGCGAAUCGCGGUUGUUAUUUACUACGCCCCCUCCCAUCGAUAACUCCUGAGCGCGCCACUGUUUAUACGUAGAUAUAAGUAUACUUACUAUCACAUUGUGUUUGAUAUUUGUCCGGGAAGCCUUAUUAAUGUAUACGGGUGAAUUAUGUUGUAUUAUGUUUGCAUCGUACGAACGCAGAACUACACGGGCGUUGGAAACGGACGAAAGAAACGAAUGUAUCGUCUAAAUGUAUAAUGUUACCGUGUUUCGCGGCGAGAAAUGGCCAAAUUGAAUUUUGUAUUUUCACAGCCGCAUAGGUAUUUUCAGCCAACUGUGUUACGGCUGUAAUAACAGGUACCUAUAGUAACCUAUACCUAGUCAUAAUCAAAGCGCGGUUAUCGCGGUCGACCGGGGUAUAAAAACAGAGGAGCAAUGCCUUUUCGUACAUUCGAUCGCGGAAAUGUAAAUUACCUGCGCGCGCACCGGCUUUUCGUUUACCCGCGGGUAUUGCACCGUACCCAGCAGGUACGUAUCCUUUUCUUUGUACCUACACUCAAUGUUGAACCCGAACGAUUUAUAAAGGCGUACGUCUGUACGGAUUCGGUUUCCCCCCCCCCUCCUUCCCCAUCGGUUAUUAUUAUUGUCGUUCAUACAGGUGACGUAGCGACGACGACGAUAUGACGAAACGAAAACAAAAACAAUUUUUUUCUUUUCUCCACUCUAUUCACCGAAAUUCCAAAAACCUUGGUUCGCCUACUCGACCCGACGCGCAACGCGCAGCGUCGCCGGUGCACGCACGCAUCGUCAUGUACACAGGCGCGCACCGCGGGCCCGACAGCUCGCCUAAAUCGCGACCACAAUGCGAUCGUUACGCCUCGGCGCGCGAACGAGUGAAUCACCGCGGCGACUAAACGCCGUACGUGUGCGAGCGCGCGCGCGCGCGCGUGUGUAUAUGUGUAACGGUGUCAUUACGGCGAGACAAAAGUCAAAAAAGACGAAUAACAAUAAAUAACAAUAAUAACGCGUCGCGAUAAUAAUCGCGCGUGUUUUCGAGUGCGGUGCGCGACCGACGGCGGAAGCCGAUGACUAGCCCGUCGGUCUCGUUUUGCGCGCCCGUGGUUUGCCGCCGUUGCGCCCGUUUCGGAAUUUACGGUUUCACAGUAGACGGGAAAAAAAACCCCCCCAUCCCGAUAGGUACCUGCCUAUCCACCCACCCACCUAACCUCGUGCGAACUGUGCUGUACUUCUACGCGGGCGUAUAGGCCGAAUAAUUGGCUAUUAAGUAAGUGGACGGUGUGCGCGCGUUCGUUUCGUUUCGGUCUUAUACGCGCGCGAUAAUGUAGUUGAAAUGUGCUUACGCGGACCGCACAGAACUCGUUUGAUUUUGGUUUUUGGAGCAAACACACCUAUUAUAAAAUCAAAAGAGAACCACGUGCCGGGGGGGGAGCAAGACGUUGCGUUUUUAUCAUUUUCUCCGGAUAUAACGGCCAAUGUACCGUUUAUAAAUAACGACUUUUUCAACGUUUUUUUUUUUUUUUUUAAUUAGUUAAAACUUAAAAAAAAAAAACAAUAGUAACUUUUAACGAAAAACGCAACGUCUUGCCCUCCGGAAUAUUGUUCUCUGUUUGUUUCAUUAACGGUGCUUUUACUCGAAAACCAAAACUAAGCGAGUUCUGUGUACUCUGCGUAAGCAUGUUUUUACUAGGUCUCGUGUUUGUAAGACGGAAACAACAAAUGCAUAUCCUCUUAAGGUAAUAGCCAAUAGACGAAGCAUAUUAUAAUGCACGGUCAUUAUGAUACCUAGGUACUUGUUAUAUUUUGUAUACCUACAUAAUCUUUAUGAGACUAAUGGACCCCGUUGGGCAUACAAUUAUUUAAAUAUCGUCCCGUUUUGACCCCGUCCUUGGGUCGCCUAUGUACAUAACAUUUUAGAUUCUGAAUAAAGCAAGAAACGUAUUGGUUUUUUCAUGCAUGUUUUUUUUCUGUUAAUAAUUUUUAUACCAGAAAUUUUGAUCUAAUAAAAACAUUUAAAUAGGAAUUUUCAUGUAACAUUUUAGAUCUAGUUUAUGCAAGGAGGUAAUUUUUUAAUUCCCUUGUAUUUUUGUUUAAUAAAACUGGCAAUUUUUGUUGAUUUCUGGAUUACGUUCGCAGCAACGAAGAAAACAUGACUAAUAAUACUCUGCUCAGAAUCGGUUUUCGUUAGCAAUUAUAAUUUGUUGCGCACAGAAAUAAAUUCAAUUACUCUUUGUAUCCUCCCUUUCAACUUACCUAUUUAUACAGUGGCACACCCAUCAGCAGAAUCGGCUCUCUUUCCCUGUAAAUUAUAUUCAGUACACAAUGUUGUACCUAAUCAUUAAUAUCCUACUGUGAAGUUGGUCAGAUAAUAAAAUACUAACUACUAGGUAUAAUAUAAUUACCUUCCUAUUUAAUGAAACUUUAUCACUAUAAUAUAAAUAAGGUUACAUUAUCUAAAUUAAAAACAAUUGAUUUUUAUAGAUCUUUAUAUAGCUGCAAAUUGUUGUAUACCGAAUAAGUGGAAUGUAUAAAGAUAUGUGCCAAUAAUGAACUAUUAAAUAGCAAUUAAGAUUAUAAUUUAUUUAUAGGUGCUUUUAUUUUAUAGUUAAAAUACCGGUUCAAAGUUUAUUUAUCUUUAUAAACAAUAUUAUCAUAAAUUUCAGGAAUAAUCAAAAUACAUAUUAUUAUGAAAGGAGUUAUUUGAUUUUCUGUUUUACGGGUGUUUUACCGACAUUUCGUUCAAGGUGUUAAAUUCCCAAACAUAUUGGAUUCUUGGGCUAAAAUUAGAAAACAAAUCUUAAACUGGUAUCAUUGGUUCGGGUUAAAUAAUAAUAACCGACAAUGUACGUCUGUCAUAGAUUCACACAUGUAUAAUUAAAAAAAAAAAAAAAACUAAAAUAUUGGCCGUUGUCCAAAGUUCAAGGUUAGUCGGGAAAUGCGAAAAAAUUCGUUUUGAAAUAUAAUACACGGCGUUUAUUUUUAACUUGAACAACUUUUUGGACAAAACAGUCGUAAAAAUGUAUAUUCCAUAAUCGCAGUAUUGCCAAAUAUUCUAAGAUUUAUAAUAGCAUUAUGUACACUAUAAUAUAAAGUUUAAGUUUGUAUCAAUUUAAAAAAAAAAAAAAAAUAACGUUUCAAUAAAAAAAAACUUUGAAAUGGUCUUUAAUUUUCGUUAUUAUACUUGUCCUAUUAAAAGAAAAAACCUUAUAUAAAUACUGCAAAUCCAAUUUAGGUAUCGUGUCCUUUUUUUAAAAGGAAGAAUAGGUAAUUUGUGUCUAGAUUUAUUCGGUUAAAAAAACGAGCACCUUUACCUCGGAAAAUCGCAUGUUUAUAGUGAUAAUUCGAUACUCGUUCUAUUUCGAUUCUCGAUAACUUCAUUUAAAAAUAAAAACAAAAUAGGUUUAGAUGUAAAAAUACAUAAAAAAAAAAAAAAUAAAAAAAAUACUAAUUUAUUUAGUAUCUAAUCUGCUAAACCACAGUGUGAUUAUCACGUUAUCACUUCAUUUUAACAUGAUUAAAUAUCGAAAUCGAUACCUACCAAAAAUACCUUGAUUUCGAUAUCGAUAAUUCUUUUAAUAAUACAAAUUUUUCUCUUUUUAAUUUUGACAAAUCUAUUUCUAUUCUGUUUUAUAGUGGAUGCAUAUUGUUCGGCCCAAUUAUAAUUUACAGAUUUUACACUACUUAAAUAUGUAGACUAUUUACGACUUACAAGAAUGAAAUUACUGUAUAUUUUACUACCUACCUACUUCUGAGAAAAAAUUAUGUAAAUACAAAAUUAUUGUCUAGGUGUUAUAGCCACACAGAUACCGUUAACUUAACUUAAUCGUGCCAUUAUAUUAAUCGUAUUAAAUCUGCUUCAAAACUAUAAUAACAUAACUAUCGAGUUAGUAAACUAUAUUAAUUUUUAAGGAAUAUUAUUGAAUUAAGAGGACGCCGCUCGUAAAUUUAUUGUCUAUAUGGCUUAUAAACGCACGACCUAACAAAUUUACAUUUAGCUAAACCAGUUUUGUGUUUUUAGUUUUAAUUGUUGAUUGAAUUGACAUGUUAUCAAACGUGAAAGGAAAACUAUUAUCCGUGUUUGUACUUUGGUUUUCUUCCAAUAUUUUAGUUUUUAAGCGAGUAACAUUUUGAAAAAAUUCCACAAUUUUUGUAAAUAAUUAAAUAAUUCAGCAGAAUCUUUAAAAUAUAUUGAUGGCUUGGACGUUUUUUACAGCAAAUUGAAUUUCAUUUUUCAAUGUUUUAUGGUAACGGAAUUUGUAUCAAUCUGUACAAAAUAAAGUUAUCGAAUACUAUACAAAUUAUUCAAGUAGAACGUCAUAAUAAUACGAACGAACUAAACAGACGACGCACAUACUAAAAGUAUAAUCUGCACAAAAUAAUUUGUUUACAACUGGGAUAUAACCGCAAAUUAGAAUAUAAUUUGCAAGUAGAAAGGAUGCAAUUCGUGUAGUCGUUUAGAAAAACCCGGAACGUAGUUCGUGUAAUCACGGAUUUCUUAUUUUGAGACGCAAUUCGUAUGCAGCUUUUCAAACACUAUAUUUGCUCCUAUUAGAUAAAGUCGUAUUUUUUUUGGCAAGCCACCGGAGACUUAUCGAUAUAAAUUAUUUCCUUUUUAUCGUUUUAGAAUAUUAUUAAAGCAAUGGUCGAAAACCAAUGCAUUUAAAUAUUUUAAUCUGUCAUCACGUGCUCGUUUAUCGUAAACACAUUGAACUCGAUGGUAUUAUUAACACAUUUCCGUUCUUUUGAGUAUUCGGUAGGUAAGUAACGUGUGUGAAGUUGCCCCCCCUUAUCCCAUUUUCUCCAAACCUCCACCAUUAUUUUGAAAAUAAUUUGAAAACCAGUCUUCAGAAUUUGAACACUUUUAUUUUAGCUACAAAAAUGGUUUUUUUCUUUCCUUUUUUUUUUAUUCAUAAAUAAUUAAAUACAAUUUUUAUUCACUGUUAACUUUUAAUUUUAUCCCGAUGUUUAACAUUUUUAUUUUACUCACAAUUACUUACGUGCACAUUUCAUCUAUUUUAACUUCAACAACUUCCGAGUCCUAUAUAAUUAUUAGAGUAACCAUUAACCAGUCGCUUGGCAAUGAAUCUUACGGAUAUAAAAACAAGAAUAGUUUUAUAUAUUAAUAUAGAAUACUAUAAGUAUAUUUUUAACUUUUUUAUAAUAGGUCACCUUUACGAAUAUCAAUUAAAAUAAAUUUACAAUAACAUUGAACAAAAUAAAUAUUAUUUGCACGAUAAUAAUAUGUGUUUUUGCUUAUUAUUACUCAAGAUGUUUCAUAUAAUAUUAUGAUAUAUAAGUUUACUAAAAUUGUUUUGAAAUUACCGGCGCAUAGUCUGAACUCUAAUAUAUACAGUAUGGUUAUUACGUUAAACACUAGUCUCAAAAAAUAUUAACUUUUUCGGAAUUUAUUCAUUAGACAUUUUAAGAUAAGCAGCUCUACAAUUUUACAUUUUCGUUAUUUUUGUCGCCUUCAUAUUUGGGAAUGAAACCACUACCCACUUUGAUUUUCAAAUUCACAAAUUCCAUAAAUAGAUAAAGUUUUAAAUAAAUAAAUUUUAAUUGGUGUUAAGGCUUUUGAUUUCCGUCAUUCCAUUAAUGAUAUAUUCCACUUCAAAAUAGAAUGACAAAAAUAACGGUAACGUAGCAUUUUAAAGUUGUCCGUUUCUAAAUUUAUCUAAACAACAAGAUCCAAAAAAUGUUCAUACUUUCCGAGAUAAUGAGUUUCUUACGCUGUGUUGAUCACUCUGUAUAUACAUAAUAAUAUUAUGGUUAGCCUAGUGAUCACAGUUACUGCAGUUUUCUGGUGAAAGUAGUCAGUAGUUUUAUUUAUUUUUUUACUUUAUACAAAUUUCAAUUUGUAUUUUGUAUACAUCAUUAAUUAUCCCUCGUUUUAAUGCGAAAACUGCGAAACCAUAGCGUUAUCACAUUGUGAAUGAUAAUAAUAAAAUGGUUCUAAUUCGUAUAAACCUCUAAAUUAUUUUAGUAAAAGCAGAAUAAAUAUUUUUUGUGUAAUCGUUGACAUGCGGACAAUAUUAUGUUAGAUACAUAAUAUGACAUACUGACAUACUACAUUAAAUAAAAUUAAUUACCUAAUAAUUUUAAAUUAUAUUGCAAAAAAAUAUAUAUAUUUAUAUAUUAAAUAUUAUAUUGUCAGUCGGCUAUAUUUCGAAUAAAAUAAAAUUGUACUGUUUUAUAUAUUCUUUUCAUUUUAAUUAAUUUUAUUACGAGUAAUAUGAUCAUCAUCAAACAUCGUUAAAGACAUACCAAACAACCAUAUUUAGUAUUUAAUUAUAUCGCCUGCCGCAAUGAAAAAGAUCGUACCUAUCUCACUUUUUCUUACUUUUUAUCUAAUCUAGUCUGUAGUGCCCAAGAUGAGUCGAUUGCCUUACAGAUACGACCUUCUUCCAGACGGUAUAAAAGUAAAUAAAAAAAGAGUAGGUACCUUCUGACAUUAUUUGAUCAAUAAGAGAGAAAAUAAUAUCGAUUUAUAUACUUGGUUUGGAAAUUUUUAUCGUGACAAUCUGUAAAUAUACGAAAAUAAGUAUGAAAACAAAAUUGACUAACGUACGUAUUUACCUAUAAUUCUUUAAAUUAAAUACAGUUGAAGCCGUUUAUUAGGAAUACGGAUAAUUGAUACAAUCGCGUUAUUGAAACAAAAUGUAUAGGGACGGACCGGUCGUCUAUUAGAACAAUCGUAUAUUAAAAUCAAUUGUUUAUUAGAAACAAUCGGUUAAUUGAUACGUUUCACCUCGGUCCCGGAGUGUUCCUAAUAAGCGGCUUUAACUGUAUUGAUAUUCGUGUGAACUUUGUAAAUCAAUUAUCAAAUUAUCAAAUUACAUUUAAAAUAUUAUCAUGGUUAGAAUUCGUACAUCGUAUACGAGACUACAAAUUAUUAUUUAACUUCCCCCCCUCCCAUUUGCUAAUGACAGAUCCCGAAAUAAAAUAGUCAAGCUAAUUAUUAUUAACUGACCUUUUAAAGUCUUAACGCCAUUAGCAGACAUUUGGCCCAUUAUUUCUAAUUUCUAUAAUUGCAUUUUUACCGCUUGUACAUUUAAGCAACGAUAUAAAUUGGUAUUCGUGACAACUUUUAAAAAAGUUUAAAGUGUCCGUUAUUGUUUAGAUUUAUAUAUUUUUAAUCAAACUUUAUAGUAUAGAUUAGAUUGGUAGGUGUAUAUUAUGUUUUUACAGUAUUUUUCGGAUAGGAUGUGAAAAACAGAAAAUAAAAUCUCAGUACAAAUACUUGGAAACACAUUCACGUUCGGUAGAUAUUUUAUUUAAACCUGGGUGAUUUUCCGUGUGGUUUUAAAUUGGUAUACACUAAAAAUUCGGGAUGGUACGUUCCACGAGACAAUAAAAAAACCGCCUAUAUUAAUUUGUUGGCUGCUGCAUGGACGUUGUCGGUCUUUUUUCCUUCGAAAACGAACAUGUGGAUAAUAUAAUAUUAUCAUAUGUCUCAGGUGUAUAAUAUAUACAUAUAUAGUAACUGCAUAUACUCCGUAAGAAAACCAGUUUUAUAGCCGCCACCAUAAUACGUACUUACGUACCUUCCUACCUCGGUAUAGAGUAACCUGUAAGACUUCACUGUGAAACACCGAUGCAGUCAAUAAAAUUGCGUCGAGAUUCUUUCGUGGGUACAUAUAUAGGUAUGCGAUAUUAAGUACCAAACACAAUAUACGCUAGCCACUAUCAUUUUAUAACAUAUCAUUUUUAUUUUUUUUUCCAUUAAGAUUAUACAUUGUAUAAAGGUUUUCGUUAAUUUGCGCAGGAUUUUUGUAAUUUAACAAGGACGUUAGACACGUGCAUUAUUAUUGUUGUCUCCGCCGUGGAAACUUAUACGGCAUGGCAGAUUUGCGCUCAGCUAAACAGUGUGCCGUUAGUUUUAAUGUUAGAGGUAUUUGACCUAUUAUCGAACUAUUAUCAAAUACAAAGAGGAGAACAUUAUCCGUAUUUGUACGAUGGUUUUUUGUCGUUUUUGAAAUUUUUAACCAAGAUUCGAGUGUGUGACAUAUCACAAUUUAAAAAUGCUAAUAAAAUUUAAAUGAUGAAAAAACCAACGUACACACGCGCAGAUAAUAUUCUUCCCUUUAAGUUGUAUAAUAGGUCAGUUCACUUUUAUAUUAAGAAUUAUAGUUUAAAAUUGAUCAUGCUAAACACAAAUUUGUACGUUUGUAAGACGGAGACAACAAACGCAUAUUAAGGGGCUUCUACACGACUACACAUAAUUUGUUUUUUUAGUUCAGUUUAGGGUAAAGGGACCUAUUAUACAUACUGUAAAAAAGAGUGUAUUUCACUACAUUUUUGACGAAUUAUAUUUAAAUAUUUGUUUUUCUAAAGGUAAGUAUUAUUCGUGGUACUAAAAUUAAAAGCAAUUAAGUUAAAUUGAAAUAUGCAUUUUUUUACAAUAAAAAUAAAAAUAUUGUAAAUUCGGCCGAAGCAUAAUAAAUAAUCUAUUUUAUAAAAUUAAGUCCUUUUGUUCUAAACUCAACCAGAGAGUCUUAAUUUACAGAGUAUAUUUGUUGCUAAAUUACUCAUUUACGUGCGAAAUAGAGAAAACAUAUUAGGUACGUGUGGAUCUAACUGCACUAAACUUUCACAUAUACUCGGCGAAUACUGUCAGUGGUACCGAAGCAAGGGGAGUACCCCCCCCCCCAUUUAAAGAAUAGGAAGCAAACACAUUAUUCCAUCCAUCCCAGAUUGAAUAAAAAGAAAGCUUUAAUGACAAAACAAACAUUAAAAUUGCAAAUAAACACUAUUUCAUUAUUUUACUAGAACAUAACUUAAGUAUAUUAUUAUGGUUUAAAAAAAACCUGUCGAAAUUGAUUAUAAUCCUGUGACAUGCAUGAUCACUAUUCAUGACACAAUGUACGUGUAAUUGUAUUCGUAACAAUGUGUAUGGCUACACUAUAUAUCUACAGAAAUUGAAUGAAAUUUAAUUUUACUUUUAAUUUAUGUUUGUACCCAAGGAUGUGCUCUGAAAUCAGGACUCGAAGUGAACGGCAGUGUAGUUCUGGUUCACAUUUACAAAAAGAAAGAUAAAAGUUUUAUCAUUUUUGUUUACAAAUCAUAUAAACAUAUUAUGUACAUUUUUUAAGUAUUUUUUUAAAAAAAAGAAGAAAUUAUGAUUCAAUAAAUGGUCUGUUUCGAGCACUAACGAAAAAGUAGAAAAAUAUAACACAGAUAGGGAAGGGAGGUGAGCCCGUUCCGGAGUGAAAGACGCGACCCUACAGGAAAAGAUCCAUGUACUAUUACACGAUUCAUAUUUUUGAAUAUAUUUCAAUAUUUUUUUAUUUUUUUUAAACAAUUGUAACUUUUUUAUUAGUUCAUAAUUCAAAACACAACUAUGAUAUUUCCUCCGAAAUAUUGUUCUCUAUAAAUUUUAUAACAUGUACUUUUACUCUAAAAUCAAAAUUAAACUAGUUUUAUUUAUUUUGCGUAAGCAUUGUUUUUGCAUGUUACCCGGUAGUUGGACUGAGACAGUAGAUGCGGGUAUAACAUUAUAACGUUCUCUUAAGCUAUUCAUACGAACGUGUACAGUUAUUAUAAUAUUUUACACUUUUAAUCUUAUUCAUCGUAAUAAUAGCGCGCCGGUGUGAUUUGAUGUAGGCGCGUCUGAUAAACGACGAGGAAUCAAGUCGUUGAAUCGUGAUCACGUUUCAUAGUUUAACGCGCGGUGAAGGGCCCCGCGGUCUAGUCCUAAGAACGAGCAUGAUGAUUCUGUAAAAUUGUACAACUAUCCCACGAUAUUAUUAUUAUAAACGCUUUGUGUUGAUCCGAUAACAUCGUUUGGGUACCUCCUACCUAUAUGUUUCGUUUUUAUUUUUUUCGGUCCAAUUAUGUAUGUAGACACGAAACCGCGCCGUAGUCCAGUUGCAUAAUGUAUUUACCAUGAUACGGACAAGAAUUAUACAAUUAUCGUGAACUAUGAAUUGCAUUUAUCUGUAGUAUAAAGUAUAACAACUUUGUUUUGUUUGUUUUUUUAUUAUUAUUAACGAUUACAUUGAGUAAAACGCGCUAGAUAUAGGUACCUAUAAUAUUGCUAAUUCGAUUUAAAAUUCAAAUACAAUUUAAUACUACAUGUUUUAUUUUAUAUUUAUGUAUUAGGGUUAUUACAUGUUACAGCCAUUUCUACGAGUUUUAUGAGAACGCAACAACGUCUAUAAAUCCAUAAUACUCGUAAUAAAAAAUAUUGACUUAUUAAACUAUAUUAUAGUAUAGUAUAUAUUAAUUAUUUGGCGGUAAAUAAUUUUUGAGCUGUCAUGCUAUCAGUAUUAUAGUUAAUAAAAAAAAAAAAAAAAAAAUGAUCUGGGAAUAUUAAGAAAUUAAGAUGACGCUACACGUACAUUUGUCUUACAUAAACAAAUUUUCUUUCAGCAGAACUGAUUUUGUGCUUUUAAUUUUAAUAUAUUAAAGCGAAUUGACCUUUUAUCAAACUUAAUAGAAAGAACAUUAUCUUUGUUCGUAUGUAGUUUUUUCGCCGUUUUAAUUUUUUAAGUUAUGUAUAUUGUAUAAGUGUGUUCAAUAUCAUAAAUUAUAAAUGCUGAUAUCUCGCAUAAAAAUUAUAUCGAAAAAACGCAAUACAUACACCCAGAUAAUGUUCUUGCUAUAGAACUACAGUACCUAACUAAAUACAUUUUUAAUUUUAUUUAGAAAAUUUAAUAAAUGAUUCGUAGUAUUAUAUUAUAUUAUUAUUAAUUAGUGUUUCUUCUUUGGGGUACUCCAUCCAGCUACUGCAGUAGUAAGCUUACACAUACACUUAGAAUAUGUAAUGUAAUUGCUGUGCGUGUUGGACAGAUGUCUCGGAGACUCCGAGAUUAAAAAUAUGUACCGUAUUAUACCCAUCUUGAUGCUAUUAACGUGUUUCUAGUUAUUUAAUGUACAUAUAUGUAUAUUGUAUAUUUUAAAAUUAUAUACACUAUCUAUACAGACUCUGCUCGAAUUUAAAAAAAAAAACAAAAUAUCUUAUAAGUAUACAAAAAAAUGAAAAAAAAAUCGUACAAAAAAAAUUGUAGACAAACUAGGUAGGUAGUAGAUACAAUAUAUACAAUUAUAUUAUUGUUUCGUGAAUACUAUACUAUGAGAGGGAUUCGAGUUUAGCGUGAAGGUACGCGUUUUAAAAUGUUAAAUUCGUUCGAAAAAUAUAUUCGAGAUUAUCCUAGAAAAUAUAAUACGAAGGGAUCUAAUGGAUAUGCUUCAUGUCCAUUUUUAAUAACUUUCCGACAGAAACACUUUUGUUCUUAUAUCUCUGACUGCACUGGGUAUACCUUCUUCAUAAUGUAUAAUGUAUUAAUAUUAUGAAUAUUUCAUAAUCAUUUUAUACGAACAAAAAUGAUAUGGGUACGUACAACGAAAAGCUUUCCCUUUUAACAUAAAACGACUUGUUUACAUAUGAUGUGGAUAAGAUAAAAAUGCUUUACUAAAAACUAUUUUUGCUCAAAAAUAUAUGACUCAGAUCCAUAAACAAUUUCUUUCAUAAACCAUAAUUUAUUAUUAAUUUCGGAAUGGCUAUAUGCGAAUAAUACGUGUAUUAUAAUAAACAUAUAUUUUAUUUAUUAUUUUAUAUCCGUAAAAAUAAUAAUUGUAAAAUGCCUACUGGCCGACCACAAAUAGCUGGAAAUCCCAACUUUUUGGCUGCGGUGACGUUCUGAAGAGAUUUUUGACAGGCCUUUACAAUUUUCACCGUUGGUUCGAAUUUCAAGGGGCCUCCUUUUUAGAGACAUCAAUACCACCUUCAAUUUAUUGUAAAUUAAACAUUUAAUGAAUUACUUACCAAAUAAUUUAAUAAUGAAUAAUAUAAUUAAGUAACGUGUUUCAAUAUUAUGGCAGUUUCAACUUGUUGGUUCUAAAAGUGAAAAAACUCUUAUUAUUGCGUUAAAUUAUUAUUACCGUAAUUAAUUGCGUUUAUUAAUUCUAUUUAGUUGACAAAAAAAUGAUAAGAUUAAAUUGAUGUAUAUGUCUGAUUAUUAUAUAUUAACUUGUAAAAUCUAAGAGUAGUUAAUUAAAACACCCGAUGGCCAAUGGAAAAUAUAUAUAUACGUUAAAUAUCAAAAAGAGCAUACCAACAAAUCAACAAGAAAUUAUUGAUAAGUUUGCUCUAAUACCAAAUCUGUUAUUAAAAAAUUUAAUGUUUAAAUAGCACACUUAUUUUGUUUUUAUUAACUUUGUUCUUCAUAGUAAUUUUAUUAUUACUCAAAGAUUGCAAAUAUUUUUGUGAGCGUUCAUAAACUUUAGAGGGUGGGGGGAUUAGACUCUUUGAGCCAUUUCCAAGGUAGAAUUAAAGCAUUUUAAAUUUUUUAAUUGCAGCAUUUCUCGUAACGUGACUCAGCUCGAUAAAGUUUUAGUGGCGGUUUGGUAGUGUUGUAGAGAAGAUAAUUUGGACUGCUGUGUUUAAUACUUGUAGUGGCGGCGGUGACGCAUGCGGUAAUUUAAGUGGCACUGAUGAUUAAGUUCAAAUAUUGACGACAAUCUUUUAAAUCAUAUUUAACCGAACUUCGAUCAAAAUCGUAUUUCGUCUGCAAUGAAGGGCGCCACAGAAAUAUAAACUAAGGGGGGCCAGAGUCAAAAGUAUAAGACUUUUUUUUACAACUUACAAGUAAUCAUGGCUUAAAUAUUUAAGCCAUGCAAGUAAUAAAACAAUUAAUAUUUAAUAUUAAUUAAAAUAGUGGGGGGACCAUGACCCCCACUGACACCCCCCUGCGAGCGCCCUUGACUGCAAUGAUCUAUUUUUGCGUACAAAUGUAAACUAAAUAACUUUUUGUAUCUUAUCUUCCCGCCUUCUCACCUACAACAAUGACACACCCAUUAGCCGUAGACGCUCUUUUUAUUGUAAGGGAAAGGGAUAGAUAGUGUACCGCUGUAAUACUAUACUCGUAUAUGUUAUCUCCUGCAUAAAGUUGUAUGCUAUAUAAACGCUAGAUUACCAUAAUUCACUUCGUAUAAAAUUAUAAUCGCGCUAUUGUAUUCCUUAAGGUAUACAAUUUAUAUAAUAUCUUCCUCUUUUUUUUGUUUUUGUUUUUACAACUCCGAUAUGGUCAUGUAUGUCUAUGUAUUUUUUUUUUAUAAGAGUUUCAAUAUUAAAUUUUGACGAUACUCGUAAAUAUUACGGCCUUUGUAUAACCGAUCUUCGUUCCGUCUAUCGUUGCUUAGGGAUAUAAAUUAAAAACCUUUAUGUAUCCUACCUUCUUCCCAACUACUAUCACCAACAAAAUUGACACACCUCUCCUCGAUAUCAGCUCGGUUUAAUGUUUAUCAUUAAAAAUGUAUUGCAUAAUACAUGUAGGAUAGCGGGAAAUCUACAGGACGACGCGAUGAAUCAUGCCAGGUGGUGGGAAUUAGUGGAAACUGCGAGGAACUUGAAAUGGAUUGUAAAGCAUUAAAAUAAUAGUAUUAAUACUAUUAUAAUAUGACACAGUGACACGAAAUGUGUUUUAAAUGACAUGACGAUAACGCGAACGGAUUAUACUCCCACGUAAUUAACCGAGUUGACGAGCAUGUCCGGGGACUCAUAAUUAUUAUUAUUUUAAGCAUAUCAAGGAUAUGAAAUAUUAUAGUACACACGGAGUUGCGACCGCGGACACGUAUACCGUUAAUAUCGGCUCGAAGACAUUAUAAUUUAGUAAUAUUUUAACAGUAAAUAUUAUUUUUUAUCAAAAAAUUAAAAAAAAAAAAACAAUUUAUUUUUAUUUUUUUUUCGUGUGAAACGUUUAAAAUUAAUGCCGACCUGCAUCGAUUAAAUAGCAGUGUAAUGUAUACCUAUAUUGUAUAUUUAAUCAAUUAGCCAUCAAACGAUGAAUUCGGCGUUAACGUGCGUAGUGCUUUUACCUAUAUAAUUUUUAAACGAAAAUCGUAUUAAAAGUACCAAUCAUACGUGUAUCAUAUAUUAAAACUCGUUAAAAACAAAAACUCAAGAUGGAUAAAUACAUUAGGAAAAAUUGUGACGUAUAGGAUAGGUAGUAUAGUCCUAUACUACCUAUACGUCCGUAUAGGUAGUCCUGUGGUACCCGUCUACCCAUAAUAUAUUUAUGCGGGUUAUAAUUUAGACGUUUAUCAUUAGAUAUAAUACGGAGGUACCCGACAAAUUAAUUGUCUGUGAAUUAUUUUCGUUUAUAACCCAAUUCAAAGGAAAUAAUAUUUUUUAUGUUUAUAAUGACGUACAGUGGCUGUCCGAAUCAUUUAAAAAUAUUAUUUUGUAUAUAAUAAUAUUGUCUUCGGCUAUUUCAAAACUCGCAGUCGGUUAUGAUCACGGUCUUAGAAUAUAGGUUAUAAGACUCAAGCUGGUUGAUGAAUACCUAACGCAUUAUUUUGUUAAUAACGCGUAACUUUAUGACGGAAACUAUAAACUGUUGUAGAAUGUUCAUAAAACAUUUUUGUGUGAACGAUCGAUGUUAUACAACUAUACAAGCGAACAAAUAUAUAAUAAUAGUGUACGCCUAAUAUAAAUAUUGGUAGGUAGAUGUACGAAAAUUACAUGCACAUUAAUUUACAGACUUAUGCUAAGUAGGUGUAUCACCCUAUUGAAAACAAAUGUGUAGCUCGAGGGAUUAGAGUAUUGUCGGUACUUAUAUGUACAAUGUUUUAUAGCUCAGCUCUAAACUCACAAAAAUAUACUCUCGUACAAUAUAAUUCGUGUGCUUUUGUACGUCAAAUGGCUAAUACAUGCGCAUAUAAGGUCAAUUGUUCGGGUUGCCCUGCUCUUAAAUUUCAACAUAUGGUUUGUUGAGUCUGUCCCUUUAAAUUAGUCGCAAUUUAUAUUCAUUCGAGUUAAUAGGCUAAGGCCAAAUUAUUUAUCGUCUACUCGUCGUAUAAUUCAUCGUGUAAUAAACAUUACGUAACCUAUAUAAUAUAUUUUAUUGCCUAUUUACUUUCAAUGAGUUGUCUUACGAAUGUUAAAUUACAUUAAAAUUAACAUUUCGCCGCGUAAUUAUUAUUGCUAGUAUUUAUUGUGUACCUAACUAAAAAAAUUUAUAUGUAUACAUAUAUAUAAUAUAUUGAUAUUUGGUUUGUUAAAAAUUUAAUAUGGAAAUUAUAUCAUUUCAGAAUGUGGUGGACGAUCACGGGCAAUUUCGGCAAUAUUCUUCCGAUCGAUUGGUCCAAGUCAUAUGCGCGCAAAGUUCAAUUGCCGGUACUCAAUUUGAAUAACAACCCACAGGUAAACCGAAUAAAUAAAAUUCUAAACGAUUAAUAACUGCAAUUUGAAAUUUAAAUAAAUAAUUCAUUUUUUGAACAGGACGAGUCGUCAGAUGAUCUUAGUAGCGAAGACGAAGCAGUCGCUAACGACUUGGAUUUGCACACUUUGAUAUUGUCGGGCACUAACGCAGACAUCGAACCUCCUACUGCCGACGAAGUGAUUAGAGAAAUCGACGAUAUUAUGGAGGUAUUUGGUAGAAUACAUUAUAAUUAUUAUAACUUAAUAAUCGUAAAAAAUAUUUAUAUAACUACAUUUUUGUUUCUUAUACAGGAGGGUACGCCGAGCGAGUGUACUCCGGAUUCUGAACAUCAUAAGGAGGUGCAUUCGCCAUUGCUUGAAGAUAGUACGUUAAUAUUUACCUAUCUACUGAUUAAUAAUACUGUUUACUUUCAAAAUGUUUGUUAUUUAUAUUAUUAUUUAUUUUUUUUUUUACGUAGAAUUAAAAACAUUAAAUGUGUCUCAGCUUAAUGAAGUUUACAUGGAAUUGGAGUUGCUGAUUAGAGACUAUUCAGAGACAUUGAUUACAGAGCUGGCCUUAAGAGAUGAGUUGGAAUUCGAAAAAGAAUUAAAAAAUUCUUUUAUAUCGCUUUUGUUGGCAGUUCAAAAUCGAAGAAGACAAUAUCACGUUGAGAAAAAACGAAAUUCAAGAGCAGGAAAUGCAAAUAAAAAUUUAACUAACGAACCUAAAGUAUGUUGUGUAAAUAUAUUUGUAAUUUAUAUUUAAUUUGAUUGUUUUAUUUAUAUUUGGUACUAUUGUUAUAGUAUCUAACCACCGUCAUACCGUAUCAAUUGGACAAUGGGCCUUUAAGUAAUCAGGCACUCCAGGUUCUCAUCAAAAGUAAGUAUAAAACGAUUAGAAAAAAAAACAUGAAUAAAUACCUACUUAUUUUAAUGAUUAUAAUAUUAUUAAUAAUAAUUUGUAAAUGCAAUGGUUUUUUUUGUAGUAUUAAAAGCAAUCAACGAAGACAGUCCAACAGUACCAACAUUACUAACAGAUUACAUUCUUAAAGGUAGAUAUGUUUUCAAUUAUUAAAAAUUUUAUAUUUUAAGUAUAUUGAAAAUUCAAUGUACCUCAAACAAUAAUAUUUACUUAACUUUUUUUAGUUUGUAUAAAUAAGCACAUAAAUAAUUUUAAAUUAUAUAUUAUGUAAAUAGGUAAACAAAGAUAACUAAUGUUGAUGAAGUGUAUUUUUUCAAUGACAUUGACUCGUUUAGCAUUAAAUAUCAAAUAACAAUACUAAUUAUAUAUAAAUAUGAAUGUAUACAAAAUAUACCUCUACCUUUAUGUAUAUAUAUAUAUAAUUUUUUUUUGUUUGUAUUUAGUAUUAUGUCCUACAUAAUCGAAAACAGAUCGGUAAAGUGAAAUGGACAACAGCACUUUGAACUCUACGUGAUAUAACUUAUUAAACAAUAAACUUUUAAUGGCAUAAUUCAUAGAUUUUUAGUAUUAAUAUAUAAGAUCUUAAUUGAGGUAAAUUAUUAAUUAGACAUAAGUAGUCGUAUUUUAUAAAAAGAAAUAAAAUAAUUAUUUCAUAAUUAUUUACAAUAGUAAUUCUGUAAGGAAAAAAAAUAUUUUUGAAAUAUUUUCUUUCUUCAAUCUAUUUUCUUUCUUUAAAAGAAAAAAAAACUAAUGUAUAAUAAUAUAAAAAAAGGCGAGUAAUUUUUUUUUUAUGUUGCCUUGUGCCUUUAGCAAUAAAAUAUUUAUAAAUAAUUAUUAUAGAAAUUAAUAAGUAUCUAAAAUAUAAUUGAAUAUUGUCAUAUUAAAUUAUUAUCAUAAAAACAUAAUAAUUGGUGCUUAUAAGAAUAUUAAUUUAUUAACUAAUAUACUCAUAUAAUAAUAGUGUCAACAAAUAUUAAUAGUUACUAUUUAUUAAGGCAUCUAAAAAUGUUGUAAAAGUUGAGAUCCAGUAUUCAAUUAAUAGAUCAAGAGUUCAGACUCACAUUUUAAAAGAUAAGAAAAUUAAAAAUAUACCAAAUUAAUUAUGAGACAUAGGUCCUACAUAAUUUUUUGAUUUAUGGGAGAUAUAUAUCGUGUUGUGCUGGGACCAAAAUGAGUGCAAAUCGAGAUGUGAAUGGGUACCUACUUUGUAUUUUUGUGUGUAAUUUUUAAUUUAUAAUUUUGCUGUAAAGUAUUUUAUCAUGACAUUGUCUAUUUCUCAAUUUAUAUUAGACUUAUUUUUACUUAAAGAUUAAUUAGAUUUACCUUAGCUUAAUUUUAGUACAUUUAUUUUAUUGUUUUGUGAUAUUUUUUUUAUUUAUGCUUGUAUACGGUUUUAAAUAUAUUUUUCUUUUUAAGCUUUACCAAUUAAUAUUAUAUUGUUCAAAUGUACCUAUAUUAUAAAAAUAAUUUUUGUUUUCAUUGAAUAUCAGAUGCAAAAUAAUGUGUAUGUCAACAUAAUAUACCGCUCUCUAGUCAUAAUAUUAUAUUAUUUCUAUAUAAAAUAAUAUUAAUAAAUGCAAAACAAAUAAUUUACCUGUAUUUGUGUCAUUAUUAAUC
Molecule: messenger RNA, 18775 nt
Organism: Cinara cedri
Lineage: Eukaryota; Metazoa; Arthropoda; Insecta; Hemiptera; Aphididae
Source: the annotation of a GenBank genome assembly